This is a messenger RNA of Myotis davidii, 1602 nucleotides long. RefSeq names its product serpin peptidase inhibitor, clade B (ovalbumin), member 13 (gene SERPINB13). Lineage: Eukaryota; Metazoa; Chordata; Mammalia; Chiroptera; Vespertilionidae. The record is from RefSeq and is a predicted model, not a curated record. The transcript has 8 exons. Gene Ontology annotation, molecular function: serine-type endopeptidase inhibitor activity. Bases 54 to 1220 code for a protein of 388 amino acids.
UCCAUGCUCAGACACCUCUGUCUCUCCAGAAGCCAGAUCUCACUAGGAUCAUCAUGGAAUCACUUGACGCAGUGACCUUUGGGUUUAAUCUUUUCAAAGAGCUGAAUAGAAAAAACAAUGGCAACAUCUUCUUUUCCCCUGCGAGCAUCUUAGCGGCUGUCGGCAUGCUCCUCCUGCGGACCCGGGGAGCCACUGCCACCCGGCUGCAGAAGGUGCCUCUCUCUGAAAAAGACACAGAUAGCUCGAGAAUCAAAGCUGAAGAAAAAGAGAUUGAGAAGACCAAAGAGAUACACCAUCAAUUCCAAACAUUUUUGAGUGAAAUAAGCAAACCCAAUAAUAAUUAUGAGCUGAAAAUAGCCAACAGGCUAUUUGGAGAGAAGACAUACCUUUUCCUUCAAAAAUACUUAGAUUAUGUUGAAAAAUAUUAUCAUGCUUCUCUGGAACCUGUUGAUUUUGUAAAUGCAGCAGAUGAAAGUCGAAAGAAGAUUAAUUCCUGGGUUGAAAGCCAAACACAUGAAAACAUCAAGGACCUAUUUCCUGAUGCCACUCUAAGCAGCACCACGAAGCUGGUGCUGGUGAACAUUGUGCAUUUUAAAGGGCAAUGGGACAGGGAGUUUAAGAAAGAACAUACCAAGGAGGAGGAAUUUUGGCUGGAUAAGAACACAAGUAAACCUGUGCAGAUGAUGACACAGCGUGACUCCUUCAGCUUCACUCUCCUGAAGGACCUGCAGGCCCAAAUUCUGGGGAUCCCAUAUAAAAACAGUGACCUAAGCAUGUUCGUGUUGCUGCCCAAUGACAUCGAUGGUCUGGAGAAGAUUAUAAAUGAAGUAAGUCCUGAGAAAUUAGUAGAGUGGACUAACCCAGGGCAGAUGAAGGAAAGGACUGUGGAUUUGCACUUGCCCCGAUUUGAGGUGGAAGAUAGUUAUGAUCUGGAGGCGGCGCUGGGCGCCAUGGGGCUGGGGGAUGCCUUCAGUGAGCUGGAGGCUGACUAUUCAGGGAUGUCCCCACGUUCAGGGCUGCAUGCCCAGAAGUUUCUGCACGGGUCCUUUGUGGUGGUGACUGAGGAAGGCACCGAAGCUGCGGCAGGCACCGGGAUGGGCUUUGCGGUCACAUCAGUGCCCAGUUAUGAAACUUUUCACUGCAAUCAUCCCUUCCUGUUCUUCAUCCGGCACAACGAGUCCAACAGUGUCCUCUUCUUCGGCAAAUUUUCCUCUCCUUAGGCCAGUCACUGGCUUGGCAGAAAAACAGGAAAAACAGUGUUGGAGUAUUAAUAUGACUGUGGUAACUGUGGUAGUAGCCCAUUCUUUGAAGAAAUUUGAUUUUCUUGCUUGCAUUUCAAUCCAACCCUCAAACUGUUUGAUUUAGUGACUGCACUGGGUGUGUGUGUUUAUAAUUUUCUUUAAAAGUGAAAUGUCCUUUUGUUUGUGUCAUGUUUAAAGUGAGUUAAAUCAAGGCUUAUAAAUAUGCUGUUGAUUUCUUCUAAAAGUAAAUUAACAACUUGUAGUUUUAUGCACUAAUGAAAAAAAAACUGUCUUGUCAGUAAAGACUAUGGAUUAAUGAUUUUGGGAGUCCCUCCAGCUCUAAUAUUUUGAAAGACUAUAA